Messenger RNA from Epithele typhae, 987 nucleotides. RefSeq lists its product as uncharacterized. NCBI's taxonomy places the organism in Eukaryota, Fungi, Basidiomycota, Agaricomycetes, Polyporales, Epitheliaceae. The record is from RefSeq and is a predicted model, not a curated record. The transcript has 3 exons. Bases 1 to 987 code for a protein of 328 amino acids.
AUGUUCCGCGCCGCAGAUGUCACGGCGCACGCUCACCCUGAAUGGGCCGUCGAUUGGUCCACUGUUGACGUCGUGACAGACAGCAACGCGCUCGUUGGGCUCAUGAACUGGUUCCGUCUUGCCGGCAGCCCGAAGACGGUGUGGCCUCCGAACCAGCUCAAACUCGGUUUCGACAUACAGCCGACGGGGGGGAGGGCCAUCGUGCUGAAACGCGCGAUACUCGACCCGGAAGUUAUCCGCGAAAGGGAGACGUCCAGGUUCGGCCACGACGUGCGUCGUUACGGCAUCCAUUUCGAGAGCGUGGCCACCGCACCCGCCCCGGGCUGCGAACGCGGCCUCGACCACUUCCGGGUCAUCCAAUACGACCUCGGGGGGCUCCGGCUCGUCGUCUGCAGCGAGAUCGACGCCUACAUGCCCUCAGAGGCGGACGGCCCUCUCCCCGCGUCUCCUCUCCCGCCCGCGCACCCUACUGCGCGCUUGCGCCCGCGUCUGCCGCUCCCUUCGCGGAGCGCGGAUAUCGCAGUCGUCCCCGCCGGCACGGUCCUGCCGCAGUCUGCGCUCAUGGAGCUCAAGACGGAGGGGAUGCCGACGGACGGCCCGCCGCCGUGGAUACACUGGAACCGGACGUACCCAGGGCUGUUCUUCUCCCAGACGCCGUUGCUCCUGACCGGGGGGCGCUUGAAGGACACGUUCAUGUUCGUGCACCGGCGGCGCGUCGACUCGGCCGAGUUCCGCCGCACGGUCGCCUCGUGGAAGCACAUGCAGCGCGGCUUCUACAGGCUCGUCGCCCUCCUGCGCCGCCUCCAGAAGAUCGCCCCGGUGUUCGGCGCGGGGGAGCCGUUCACGGUGUGGGCGCGCAGGGAUCGGCUCGAGUUGGAGGAUCUGGACAGGCAGGCGGAGCAUUCGUUGCUUGGGCCGGAGGAUCUGGCUCGCUUUGCGCCGACGGAGAGCGCGGAUGCAUGUCUGCUCGGGAUUAUGUGCGGAUGA